CCCAGGUUUUGCUCCAGUGUUUCCCCUCCCAGUACUGACCUAACUCGGAUCUUACGGAGAACUUAGGGGGCUCUGAAAAAAGAGGAGGUUAUUUGAAUUAAUGAAAUGGGCUACAAAGGCUUCUGGGCCUUUUUCCUUUCUGAAAUUGUGCCUUCAAAUUUUUAGAGGUUGCUAAUCAAAAUCGUGGGCACUUAAAUUCAUUCUCUGGCUACAGAUAAAUAAGUUGGUUUCUAUAAGAGCUCAAAAAAUUAUUUUAGCUGCUUAACUAGCACCUUUCUCAGGAAGUAAUAAUAGCACCAAAUAUUACUGAUUCCUAGGAAACCAUUUACUACCUGAUAAAGAAUUUUCUGAGUUAAAGUAGUCAUAACUGUUUAUGUACAUUAAAAGUAAGGUUUUAUUUUUUUAAAAAAUCUUGUAUUACUGCCUCCCUUCCCGGCUAGACUAUUCUGUGCACUUAAGCCUUCCACUAAUGCUUUGAGGUACAUAGGGAUGGCCCCCAUUUUACAUAAUAAUAAUUAUAAGGAAAUCAUACGGAAAAAAAUAAUAAGGAAAAAGGCUCAAGGAGUUUAAUCAUUUACCAAGGGUGGUUCUGCGAAUGAUAUAUCUGAGCAGUGGGCAAGCCUAUUGGUCUGUGGCAUCGGCUCCUUUAACCUGCAAUUGGUUUAUGAUAUUCAAGAUGAGUUUUCUGGAUAUGCCGCAGAAGGAUCCGUGCCAGAAACAAGCCUGUGAAAUACAGAAAUGUUUACAAGCCAACAACUACAUGGAAUCUAAGUGUCAGGCUGUCAUCCAAGAACUGCGUAAGUGUUGCGCUCGAUAUCCUAAGGGAAGAUCUCUCGUCUGUUCGGGAUUUGAAAGAGAGGAGGAGGAAAAGCUGACACUGAAGCCGACAUCAAAGUGAAGUUCUGCUGAAAAGUUAAAUGCUGCACCAUGUAUCCACCAAGCAAGUUUGUCUCCCUCUUUCUUUGGGCCAGGUAGCAGCACAUAUCAAAUUAAAAAGUCAACUAUAAAAGUUAAUGAAUAUGCCAUCUAUGCAGAACAGAUAGAAAUAUAUUAAAUAUAUAGAAUGUAAUAAAACUGAGCUGCUAAAAUAAACCUGUUAAGUGAAAAA
Messenger RNA from Mustela lutreola (European mink), 1108 nucleotides. It is a transcript of the gene CMC4, whose product is annotated as C-X9-C motif containing 4. Gene Ontology annotation, cellular component: mitochondrial intermembrane space. The record is from RefSeq and is a predicted model, not a curated record. The coding region runs from base 596 to 898 and encodes 100 amino acids. The transcript has 3 exons. NCBI's taxonomy places the organism in Eukaryota, Metazoa, Chordata, Mammalia, Carnivora, Mustelidae.